CAUCCACAAUCUCUCUGUCUCUCUCUCUCUCUCUCUUUCUCUCUUUGCAACUCCAUCUCCUGCUUCACUCCAACAAAUCGGCCAAAGCCAGGAAAGCAGCAAAUGGAGAGGCAAUGCACCAUCAUGGUAAGCCCAUGGUGGAUCUGUUGUCGCGCCCUGUCAGUCUCAGCUUCACUCGUUUGUGCUCUCACCUUCCUACUCCACUUCGCUCGCGCCUUGACUCCUGAUGGGGAAGCUCUGCUGGAACUCAAGCUGGGCUUCAGCGACUCCAAGCAGCUGCUGCGGAGCUGGCGGCCCACCGAUCCUGACCCCUGCUCCUCCUGGCUCGGCGUCACCUGCCACCUCUCCGACCUCACCGUCCGCUCCAUUAACUUGCCCUACAUGCAGCUCGGCGGCAUCAUCUCCCCCAGCAUCGGUCGGCUCCGAAGGCUUCAGAGGCUGGCGUUGCAUCAGAACAGCUUGCACGGGCCCAUUCCACCUGAGAUCAAGAGCUGCACUGAGCUCAGAGCACUGUAUCUGAGAGCUAAUUACCUUCAAGGAAGCAUUCCACCUGAGAUCGGAGAACUUGUGCACCUCACCAUCCUGGAUUUGUCGAGUAAUCUGUUGAGGGGUGCGAUUCCUCCGUCUAUCGGUCAUCUGUCUGAACUGCGCUUUCUAAAUCUAUCAACCAACUUCUUCUCUGGUGAAAUUCCAACUGUUGGAGUCCUUGGAACUUUCAGAAACACUUCGUUUGUCGGGAAUCUAGAACUGUGUGGCUUGCCAAUUCAAAAAAUUUGUCGUGGUACAUUGGGCUUUCCUGCAGUGCUACCACAUGCCGAUACUUUUGCUUCUUCAGGAAUCUCAUCGAUCACACAGAAAAGAUCAUCACGUUUUCUGAAUGGGAUUAUAAUUGGUGCUGUGACUACCAUGGCCCUUGCCUUAGUUGCAAUCCUUGGAUUCCUUUGGAUCUGCUUGUUAUCAAGAAAGGGAAGAUUUACUGGGAACUAUGUAAAAGUUGAUGAAGAUCUUGUUCAAGAUGCCGGCACCAAGCUCAUCACUUUCCACGGAAACCUCCCAUAUUCAUCCCAGGAAAUCAUAAAUAAGCUGGAGCUACUCAAUGAAGACGAUGUAAUUGGCUCUGGAGGAUUUGGUACAGUCUACAAGAUGGUAAUGGAUGAUAAUAGUGUUUUUGCUGUGAAAAAGAUCGCUCGCAACCGUGAAGGAUCCAAUCAAAUUUUUGAGAGGGAGCUCGAGACAUUGGGCAGCAUCAAACACAUUAACCUUGUCGAUCUUCGAGGCUAUUGCAGGCUCCCAUCUGCAAGGCUUCUCAUUUGUGAUCACUUGGCCUUGGGGAGUCUAGACCAGUAUCUUCAUGAAAAUAGUGAUGAAGAACAACCCUUGAAUUGGAACGCACGUAUGAAGAUUGCUCUUGGCUCCGCAAGAGGAUUGGCAUACUUGCACCAUGACUGCACUCCCAGGAUCGUUCACAUGGAUAUCAAAUCCAGUAACAUUUUACUUGAUAGAAGCCUGGAGCCUCAUGUAUCUGAUUUCGGUCUUGCCAAGCUGCUCGUAGACGGUGAUGCACGUAUCACUACAGUAGUUGCUGGUACUUUCGGCUAUCUCGCACCUGAGUACCUGCAAAAUGGACGUGCAACAGAGAAGUCAGAUGUAUACUCCUUCGGUGUGCUCCUGUUGGAGUUGGUGACAGGGAAAAGGCCUACAGAUCCAUCCUUCGUUAGAAGAGGAUUGAACAUUGUUGGCUGGCUGAAUACACUGGGAGAAGGCCAUCGUCUGGAGGAAAUUGUUGAUGAACACUGCAGUAAUGUAGAUGCCGAAGCAGUAGAAGCAAUCCUUGACAUAGCUACAAUGUGCACAGACGCCGAUCCUGAGGACCGCCCUACCAUGAGUAGGGUCUUGCAGAUGCUCGAGGAAGAGAUAAUGUCACCCUGCUUGAGUGAUCUCUAUGAAUCUAACAUGUAUAUUUAAGUGCAUCUAUCUCAUGAUUUCAUGGAAGCAUGCUUUUUGUACAUAGACACUGCUUGUGAGUGAGGACACUUUCCCCAUUAAAUCCUAGCUUGAAAGUUUUGUAGUUUAA
Molecule: messenger RNA, 2074 nt
Organism: Musa acuminata subsp. malaccensis (wild Malaysian banana)
Lineage: Eukaryota; Viridiplantae; Streptophyta; Magnoliopsida; Zingiberales; Musaceae
Product: LRR receptor-like serine/threonine-protein kinase FEI 1
Biological process (GO): protein phosphorylation
Molecular function (GO): protein binding; protein kinase activity; ATP binding
Source: RefSeq, a predicted model, not a curated record